Molecule: messenger RNA, 828 nt
Organism: Ornithodoros turicata
Lineage: Eukaryota; Metazoa; Arthropoda; Arachnida; Ixodida; Argasidae
Product: MIT domain-containing protein 1-like
Exons: 6
Coding region: 3-755 (250 amino acids)
Source: RefSeq, a predicted model, not a curated record
UCAUGGCGGCCUCUAAGCAGAGUGGGAUGCAAGCAUCUGCAGCGUCUGUUUUAACACGAGCAGUACAAUAUGACAAUGAAAAGAGGUACACAUCGGCACUCGUUUGCUACCAAGAAGGAAUACAGCUGCUCGUUGACGCAUUAAAAGGUGUUACAGAUGACAGUAGACGUGAACAUCUUCGGAAGCAAGCGAAAACUUACAUUGAUAGAGCAGAAAAAGUGAAAGAGCUUGUACAGCAGGAGAAAGAAGCGGGUACGUAUCACGAACAGAUCCAGAUAGAAGAUAAAUCGACGGGUCACAGCUAUGAGAGUGUCUUCGGGCACCUUCUGGAUGACAGGGUGACGUCUAUAGAUGUUGAUGAUCCAUACAUCCGGGCAGUGCACCAGGCUCAAAACUUCCUGCAGCUGUGUGAACUGGCAGUGAAGAGGUGUUCAAAUCUCAAAGAAAUCAUCUUGGCAACAGGUCUUGAUCAGAAUGAUCCCAAGUCACAAAUUGAGAGGAUCAAUUUAAUCAAGGAAAGCUUGGCUGAGCACGGUGUCAACCUCAUAGUGCAAUUUUCGGAGACUCUUCACGAUCGAGAGAUCAGGCUGAGCAAUGGUUGGAUAAUAAAAAUAGGCCGUGGACUAAGCUAUUUUAGGCCGACACCAAACAGAUUCAGCUUGGGAACAUUCAACCAUGACCUGCGACAGUGCUUUGAAACAACGGUGGACAUAUUCCACAAGAAGGCUAUCAACUCAGCAACACAGAAGACGUGAUUCAUUUAGUCAAUGUAAAUAUUUUUGAUACUUUUUGUAAUUAUGUAAACAUUAUAAAGGUGUGUCUCAUCAA